Didymodactylos carnosus is the source of this 1729-nucleotide messenger RNA. The record is from the annotation of a GenBank genome assembly. NCBI's taxonomy places the organism in Eukaryota, Metazoa, Rotifera, Eurotatoria, Philodinida, Philodinidae.
AAUUGGUAAAAUAAUCCGAGGUGUGUUGCUCGUAUUAGGCCCCACCUAAUUCGUUGGAACGUUGACUUGUAUGUAUAAAUGGUUUAUUAGGAAAGCAAAAAGCACACUCCUUAGUACAGUAUACGGGCGUAUACUGUACAAAGGAGUGUGCGCCUCGUACAAUAUAGGCGAGAAAGUCAGAACGUAAAGAAAAACAUGGUUUAAUAUAAACAGUGACGUAAUAUAUGCAAUGGUCUCACAGAGCGGCAUGAUAAGGUAGUGACUGUAUGAAAAUAUAUUUCCUGGAAAGGAAAUACUUCUUUUAUAUAAUCACGCAGUAGUACACUGACGCUGCAGUAUCUCUGUCCAUUUCAGGUCCCGUGAUCUAACAGCUCGUAAUUUGCGUAUUUAUUUACGUGAUCGUUCCCAGCAUACUCCUUAUAAUUUGCGAUGUAACGCGCGUACGCCGGCUAUGUCAACUAACAGUAUAUAUACAGAUGUAUCAUCCUUACACUAUCAUGUUACUUGUUCCAUAUUGAAAAAAAUGACAGCAUCGGGUGCAACAACAAUUCAAGUAAAUAACGGUGAGACGCUUUUUUAUGAAGAAGUAGAGAAGUAUAUUAAUUCAUUAAGUGAAAAUUUUCAGAAAAAAAGUGUAAUUAAAGAAAAAGUAUAUGACGAUAUUGUUAAAUGUUUAUUAUUACCGAAAGGUGAGCCAUCAGACUUGUAUUCUUCAAAAUUUAUUUAUUGGAUAAAACAUAAUUUCAUUUUGAUGAAAAUUGUCGGUAUUGAUAUUGCUUGUUGCGUUAAAUCUAAAAAGCCAAUUUGUAUUUAUGAAGCAUUUUAUAACGUAAUAAGUGAAGGACAUGUUGCUGUUUCACGUGGAGGUCGUCAUAAAACAGUUUCUGAACUUAAUUCUCAUUAUUCAUGGAUACCACGAUUUUGUGUUGAAAUAUUUUUAAAACAAUGUAUACCGUGUCAAACAAGAAAGCCGAUUAAACAACAUAUCGUUUCAAAACCAAUAAUAUCAUUAGGUGUGAUGACAAGGCUACAAAUUGAUCUGAUUGACAUGAGAACCAGACCAGACACAAUAGUUCCCGAUAUCGUUUAUAAUUGGAUUUUAAACUGUAUCGACCAUUUCAGUAAAUUUUCUUGGGCAUUUCCGUUGAAAAAUAAAUGUGCUAAUGAUGUUGCAAUGAAAUUACGUGAGUUGUUUUUUGUUUUUGGACUACCACGAUUGCUUCACAGUGAUAACGGACGUGAGUUUGUUGCUAAUGUGAUAAUUGAAUUGAAGAAAUUGUUUCCAGAUUUGGUUUUUGUCAGAGGUCGACCACGUCAUCCACAAAGUCAAGGAUGUAUUGAAAGGGCCAAUGGAGUUUUAUGUGAUGCACUCGGAAAAUGGAUGUCAAAAACGUAUUCAGAUGUCUGGAAACUGGUUGGACAAAAUGGAAUUGAUGAUGAAGAAGAUUUACCAACACCAGUAGCUGAAUCAGAUAACGAGAUAGUGGAUAAUAAAAAAGAUGAUACAAUUAAUUCUGCUAAUGUUAUUGAUAGUGAUGUGGUUAAAAUUAUUGAAAAAUUGUCUGAUGAUGUUGUUUCUGUCGAUUUUACAAUUACAAAUACUGUUGAUCCAAAUGCGCCAUCUAAUUUAAAUAAGAACAAUUUACGUGAUUUAAUUGAGGAAGUUGAAUUAAUGUUAAACGGUUCUGAUACCGAUCAUCAUGCUUCUUCAUCUAACAGUCGUAUACAG